AUGAAUUCUAUGCAACCAUGGCGGUUACCCGGGCGGCUCGUCACUAAAUCCAAAUCCCGAGUCCUCGGCAGAGGACGUAGCUUGUCUUCAAUGGCGCCGCGAUCCGAGCAGCACGCUCAAAAGAUUGCUGUGGUGGGCGGUGGAAUCACGGGCCUGACUGCGGCAUACUAUGCUGGCAAGCGAUAUCCUUCGGCCUCGAUUACCCUUUUUGAAAGUUCCCUUAGACUUGGGGGGUGCAUCGAAUCGACGUAUGUGCCCAUUGGCAAAGAUACUGCCAUAGUUUGUGAAAGGGGACCGCGAACUCUUCGAGCCAACGCUCCUCGUGCUCCCGCUACGUACGAUCUCAUCGAUGCCCUAGGUCUUAGGGAUACUCUCAUCUCUGUACCAAAGCAUUGUCCAACAGCCGGUAGGCGUUAUAUCUUGUAUCCAGAUCACCUCGUCUCCAUACCGGCUUUUAACCCCGCACCGAUUUGUCGCCAUAUAGCUUCUAUCCCGGCGCCUUCCAUACCACGAGCACAACAGCUUCUGAGGGUCCUGUAUGUACUUACAACAGAGCCCCUCUUUGCUGGUCUUUUGAAACACCUGCUUCGGAGCGCCUUCUUUUCAGAAGGGCGCCCUACAGGUAUUCAGGAUGAAUCCAUGGGGGGCUUUCUCGCUCGAUAUUUCGGACAUCAUUUGGUGGACAAUAUAGCCUCAGCCAUCAUGAAUGGCUUAUGUGCUGGCGACGUAUAUCGCCUGAGCGCCAAAGCUUUACUACCCGGUUUAUGGGAGCUUGAGGAAAAAUUCGAGGAAGAGAAGAAGAGGGGCCGUGGUGGUUUGCUCAGGGGGGAUGGUUUACCUUUGGUUGUCGGGUACCAGCAACGGGAAAACGACUUGUUAGCCAAACUGCGAAGGGGACCUGCAGGGGAAAUUGAAACUAGUUUGAAGGACACAAGCGUGUUUAGCUUUAAGAAAGGACUACAGGAGUUGCCGUCAGCUCUCGAAGCCGCUCUAGCAAGAAUGGAAAAUGUGCACUUGCAUACUGGAACUUCCGUGGAAAGAAUUAGCAGUUGUGACGAUGGUUUGGCGCUCUCCAUUUCAACCCAAAAUGGAACCACCGUUCAACACUUUACGCACGCAAUAGCGGCGACAGCGUACAAUCACAUCAUAUCUGCCGCCGACCUAGGAAGUUCAACCAUGGCCACAGCGACGGUCAUGUUGGUUACUCUCUGUUUCGCUACCCCUUUUCUAAAUCACCCACAUCAAGGCUUCGGCUAUUUGAUUCCAAACUCCGUGCCAGCACGUCAGAAUCCGGAACAUGCACUCGGAGUCGUCUUUGAUACUGACGCCAUGCCGGAACAGCAGCCUUUUUCCCUCCCUAACUUAGGUAUCCACCAACGUCAGCAUAUACACAAUACUAAGAUCACGGUGGUCCUCGGUGGCCAUUGGUGGGAGGGGCUCAAUGCGGAUACAUUCCCAAAUGAAACUGCAGGUGUAUGGAUGGCGCGACGACUACUCCAGCGACACCUAGGCAUUACCGAGGAUCCCAUAGCAUCGAUAGUGACUCUGCGAAAAGAAGCAAUCCCUCAAUAUGAAGUUGGUCAUUGUGAGAGGAUGGUGCGGUUGCACAAAUCGUUACUAGGGCGGUUUGCAGGCCGGCUGCGUGUAGCGGGUGCUUCGUACCGCGGAAUUGGGGUGCACGACUGUGUUUUUUCUGCGCAGAGCUUGGUUGAGGGGUUGGAGCUGGAAGAAUUGACGGGGUUGGAGUGCUUUGCAGGCAAUUGA
Messenger RNA from Hypoxylon trugodes, 1764 nucleotides. Its product is annotated as Protoporphyrinogen oxidase. Gene Ontology annotation, cellular component: mitochondrial inner membrane. Gene Ontology annotation, biological process: heme biosynthetic process. Bases 1 to 1764 code for a protein of 587 amino acids. Gene Ontology annotation, molecular function: protoporphyrinogen oxidase activity, oxygen as acceptor. The record is from RefSeq and is a predicted model, not a curated record. The transcript has 4 exons. Lineage: Eukaryota; Fungi; Ascomycota; Sordariomycetes; Xylariales; Hypoxylaceae.